CAGCUUGAAGCCAUGGUCUAGAGCCAGACUGGCUGAGUGGCAGAGGAGUGAGUCUUAGAGCGUCUGUUUGACGGGGUAGGAACUGAGAGAGCUCUGGGGUUAAUGAGCAGAUGCCAGGCACGCAGGGGUCAAGUAGGGCAUCAUGUCAUCACCUGGCUUCCCCAGGGCAAGGGCUCAGUAGGGCAACUGGGAUGACCUGGAAGCGGGGUGCUAAGGAAAAGGCCCUACCCGAAUUAGUGCAGGUUGUACCUUUUGACAAUACUGACAUUGGUGUUCUGCUCUUUCUGGCCAUCCCACCCACCACAGGAAGCCAAAAUUUUCUUAGGGAUCUCAAUUCUAAUGACAACUUGGUGAAAUAGGAAAGUGUGGGGUGCAAUGAUGGGAACUUGGUGUAGGAGAGAUUAACAGUCCCUGGGUACAAAUCUCUUUGUCCCUGCCUCCCCCCACCCCCACCUCUGUUGUUGCUGAUUCUCCCUGUAGGAUUAAUCUCUGUGCUUCUCUCAUGCGGGAAGUUUUUCUCUGCUCUGUAAGGACUGCUGCCCAGAUUGCCAGGGCUUGCAUUCCACUUUUUUUGAGCCCUGCUAUGUGUUUACCCCUGUGCUUGGAGUUGGGUAGGGGCGUGGGACCUUUUUCCUCAGGAACCCAUGGUGAGACUAGAAGAUGCCUUACUCACAGAAGCAAGCAGAACUGUCACUGGAUUACAGGAGGGUCCAUCUGAGCCCAGGAGCUGCACGGAAUGGUGGCAGUCACCUUGCCAGUGCAGCGGGCAUGGACCAGACUGCAAGCUAGGGGAGCAAGGCAUCAGUCAGGAAGAGCGGACACACAGCUAGGCUUGAGGCCUCUUCAUCGGGAUGUCCCCAGGCCCCCCAGCCCAGGCCCAGCAUAAAGGCCGUGUGGGGGGGCCCCCCUGACCCAAGGGGGGGCUUCAUGCGCCACGUGCAGGCGGAGCCGUCUCCAUCCUCAGAGCCAGAGGCUGGCCCUUCACAGCCUCCAGUCAGGCAGGGGGCUCUCCAGGGUGGCCUGCUCAUGGGCUACAGCCCAGCAGGGGGGGCGACAUCCCCCGGGGUCUACCAGGUAUCCAUCUUUUCCCCUCCAGCUGGUGCCUCUGAGCCUCACAGGGCCCUGAAGCGACCGGCCCCACCCACUGAGGGUCCCCGGGAGCUGAAGAGAGGCCCUGGGCUGGGGGCCAGAGAGGGACUACCCCCCGAAGAACCAUCUACGGUGGGGCUAUUGGGCCCAGAGGGACUGGGGCUGGGACUGGGUGUGGCCAGCCAGCAUUUCUCCCAUCGUGGCCUCUGUGUUGUGGAACAGGGAGGUAGUGCCACCUCAUCUUGGACUUCAGGGGCCCAGAGUCCCCCCUGGCCCCCAUCAAAUGCUUCCUGCAAUACUUUGCACACCAGAGACUGGGCUUCCCCAGAUCCAGGGGGACAGGGGUCCCUGGGGGAGUCCCCAGGGCCAGCCCCUCCGGGCCAGCUGCACACACUUGACACUGAUUUGCACAGUCUUGCACAAAUAGGGAGUAAGAGCCCAGUGGCUGGGGUGGGCAACAGGGGAAGUCCCUGGCCUAGGGAGUCCCCUGGCACUGCCAAUGGGCACAGUCCCGAGCACACACCCCCUGGCCCUGGACCUCCAGGCCCCUGCCCCACCAAGCGAAGGCUGCUUCCUGCUGGAGAAGCCCCAGAUGUCAGCUCUGAGGAUGAGGGGCCAGCCCCUCGGAGGCGCCGGGGAACCCUGGGCCACCCUCCUGCUGCCAACAGUUCUGAUGCCAAAGCCACACCCUUCUGGAGCCACCUGCUGCCCGGGCCCAAGGAGCCUGUUUUGGACCCAACAGACUGCAGUCCCAUGGGGCGGAGGCUGAAAGGUGCCCGUCGCCUGAAGCUGAACUCCCUUCGAAGCCUCCGGAAGGGACCAGGCCUGCUGAGCACCCCCAGUGCCUCCCCCGUUCCUACCCCUGCUGUCAGCCGUACCCUGCUGGGCAACUUUGAGGAAUCAUUGCUGCGAGGACGCUUUGCACCAUCUGGCCACAUUGAGGGCUUUACAGCAGAGAUUGGAGCUAGUGGGUCCUACUGCCCCCAGCAUGUCACGCUGCCUGUCACUGUCACCUUCUUUGAUGUUUCUGAGCAAAAUGCCCCGGCCCCCUUCCUGGGCGUCGUGGACUUGAACCCCCUGGGGAGGAAGGGUUACAGCGUGCCCAAAGUGGGCACCAUCCAAGUGACCUUAUUUAACCCCAACCAGACUGUGGUGAAGAUGUUCCUCGUGACCUUUGACUUCUCGGACAUGCCUGCUGCCCACAUGACCUUCUUGCGCCAUCGCCUCUUUUUGGUGCCUGUGGGUGAGGAGGGGAAUGCUAGCCCCACCCGCCGCCUCCUCUGCUACUUGCUGCACCUCAGGUUCCGAAGCUCCCGCUCAGGCCGCUUAAGCCUGCAUGGAGAUAUCCGCCUGCUUUUUUCCCGCCGGAGCCUGGAGCUGGACACAGGGCUCCCCUACGAACUGCAGGCUGUGACUGAGGCCCCUCACAAUCCACGUUAUUCACCUUUGCCCUGAUUGCCAGCACUCUGAACCCACGUGGGCCGACAACCUGCCCAUCCUGCUCCAUCCUGGACAGAGUACAAAUGUGGAGAGAUGGCAAGAGACCUUUCAGGCUUGAAUUAAAGCCCUAGCCAUGCUCAUGCCCAAAUUGAUUAUUUGGGUGUUUAAAGCUUCUGAUCCUUACUAUACCCUGCCCUACUCCGGGUACUCCAGGUGCCUGUCCCUUCCUUUGGGUUUCCCAGGCCAGCUUAGGUAGGAGGAACCAGAGCUACCCUGAGGUUGUCCCAAGUUCCCAGGCAAGUCAUGCCAGCAUUGCCUCCCUGUCCUGGGCAGGGGCCACUUAUUAUUUUAUUUAUUUUUAAUUUAUAAUUUAUUCAAAUUGGAUUGCCUUGGUAACCUCCCAAACCUGAUAAUUGGCGUCACCUCUCCUCCUUUCCCACUGUCAGACAUUGCUCCAACCUCAGGAGUUGAAGAGGCAUGUGAGGGGGCAGGAGUAGAACUGCCCUCCCUCAGCUGAGGGCAGAGGGGUUAUUCCAGAGGGACUGAGUCGCUAGCCAAAGACUCAGCUUCCCCUGUCCUUCCACAGUCCCUUCACUUUCCCUACCUUCUGACCCAUCUCUGAAAGCCGACUUAUGUGUAUGUGUGUGCACAAGCCAGUGUUUGUGUGGGGUGUGUGUGAGAGAGAGCAUGCACGCACGCACACGCACAGGGUUAGCCACCCCUUACCUGGGGCUCCAGACUCCAGCUGUCCCUUUCCUCCUGCCUGCGUCUCCUUGCUUUGGGGUCCUGACUGAGGAAGGUGUCCAGGGGGCAGAGUCAGGGCCAAGGACUGGGUCCCUCCUCUCACCUGGCCAGACUCUGACCCACCUACCUCAGCUGGGGUGAGGGGUGCCCCUCAAACUCAGUCAUGUGGUUCCCAACUACCCCAUUCCCCACCCCAGACUCUAACCCAGCCUCAGUCUUGACUCCUGGGGCUGGGCUGAGGGGAACAAGCAUUUGCUGAAACUUGAAAAAACAAAACAAAAUGAAAAAAACAGGAAAAAAUUGUACCUGGUACUUUUU
Propithecus coquereli (Coquerel's sifaka) is the source of this 3591-nucleotide messenger RNA. It is a transcript of the gene ATOSB, whose product is annotated as family with sequence similarity 214, member B. The record is from RefSeq and is a predicted model, not a curated record. Lineage: Eukaryota; Metazoa; Chordata; Mammalia; Primates; Indriidae. The transcript has 9 exons. The coding region runs from base 928 to 2544 and encodes 538 amino acids.